UCAGUAAAAACAUUUCAAAUGUUUUUUACUGGCUUUUAAGUGGGUUUAUGUCUUGAAUUGACUAUUUAUACAUGGAUUCUGACUGUUCCUUUAGUAUGCAGAUAUCUGAAGUGGCUUCAGUUAAUGAGAAGAGUAAGGUUGGUCCAUACCCAUCUACCAGUGUUAACACCCAGGCAUCCAAUAAUACCAAAGCACUAUGUAAUGCCAUGGAAGCAAGACAUGAAAAACCGAUCACUUAUAUUAAAGAAUGCAAAGCUCUCUGGGAUCCCCCAUGGACCCCAUGAGGUGACCUUGUUCUGGGAGCAACAUGAACGACUUUGUCACGGGGAGGAGAGGACAGGCCUGCUGGGAGAAACUCGGUACAAAAUUCCUCAGAAACUGCUCAAUCCUCCUGUAACCUCCCUCUACUCCAAAUACCGGAGUACACUGAUCACUAGAAGAGGCAUGCCCUUUACUCAAUAACUCAGUGUUUGCUUAUGAAUGCAUAAUGUUGUUUUGCAUGUUGUUGUGCAUAAAACACCUACUUCCAUCA
Molecule: messenger RNA, 532 nt
Organism: Polyodon spathula (Mississippi paddlefish)
Lineage: Eukaryota; Metazoa; Chordata; Actinopteri; Acipenseriformes; Polyodontidae
Product: testis-expressed protein 43-like
Exons: 3
Coding region: 124-462 (112 amino acids)
Source: RefSeq, a predicted model, not a curated record